CCUCCAUUCUCAGCCAUCCUACGCGCAAUUACUUCAGUGACUCGCGCUGUUUCUGAUUUCGCUUAUUUCUUGGUAAAAGAAACACAACUCCUAAGCUUUUUAUUGUUUUAGGUUCAGAGAAGAAGAAGAAGAUAUGGGUAAAUUCGGUGCAAUGGUGGCCAUUGUUUUGGUAUUGGGGAUGAUCGGUCAUUCUCUUGCGCAGGCUCCAGCAGCUUCACCCGCAAAAUCACCAGUGGCAUCGCCCACAACGUCAGCGGUUCCAACCCCAGCAAAAACACCCACGCCAUCGGCAUCUCCAGCGCCUUCAUCCUCCCCUCUGGCCUCCUCCCCUGCACCUGCUUUGUCCCCUGCUGUUGCACCUUCUUCAGAAGUCUCUGCCCCUCCCCCCUCAGCUGGAGCUCCCACAACUGUUUCUUCCCCUGCCCCCUCUGUUCAAUCCCCAGGCCCAUCUUCAGAUGGCGUCAUUCCUUCUGCCGCCUCUGCUACCGCCGUACAAAAAAUAGCCAUCUUUGGAGCUGCUCUGCUCGGAGGUGUCGCGUUUCUUGUGUAAUUAGAUGACUGCAUUGUGAUUAUUUAUGUGGGUUCUUUCCAGAUUUGCAACUUUUUUGCCUGCGAGGCUUUCAUUCAUUCAUUUGUUCAGAGACAGGGCUUGUAGAGAACUGUCUCUGUAUCGAUUCUUUUCCCUCAUUUAUCCCAUUAUUGAGCGUGAUCUUCCAUUGGCAUUUGUCCUUGUAUAAUCUCCACCCAUGUUUGGAACUCAAUUCUUCAAUAAAAAGAUCUUGUGCUUGGGUUGUCCGAAAAUGUCUUCUCAAUGUAGUAUAAUUUUUUUUAUUGUUUUUUAAAUCGUCGAAUGCCCUGUUUUGGGGUGUCACGGAGACUUACAGAAUGA
Cryptomeria japonica (Japanese cedar) is the source of this 889-nucleotide messenger RNA. Its product is annotated as classical arabinogalactan protein 7. NCBI's taxonomy places the organism in Eukaryota, Viridiplantae, Streptophyta, Pinopsida, Cupressales, Cupressaceae. Bases 134 to 550 code for a protein of 138 amino acids. The record is from RefSeq and is a predicted model, not a curated record. The transcript has a single exon.